UCGUACCUGUAGUUGACAGGAGAAUGGCAAGAUCAUCUCCACCACCACCACCACCACCACCACCACACAAAACCAGUAACCAGCCUCCAGCUGAAACAUCAAAGUCUAAGCAUAAGAACCCCAUGAUACCAACCCAGAGAUCAUGCACACCAAAUCCCGUUGCUCCCUACUACCCACCCAACCCACCCUACAGUACAGUACAAACUACCCAGCCAGCCAAUAUCCAACUCCCCCAAACAAGUCACAAGUACAAGUACAAGUACAAGUCCACCCACCCCCCACCCACCCGCACAUCAUCUCAACCUUCAACCCUUAUCCCAUCCACAGUACAGUAAUACAGUACAGUACAUCCAUCCCACCAAGAACCCAACCCAACCAAAUAACAAGGCACAAGAAACCACUCGACCAAACCUCCAACCAUACACUUUCCCAUAAAAAAAAAGCUUCAAACCAUCAACAACAUGCAAACACAAAGAAACUCCCCUAAUCUCAGCUACAGCUACCAGCAUCCUACUAAAGCAGUCCAAGUAUCAUAUCGUACGACCAGCCCAGCCCAACCCAACCCAAGCUUCUAAGCUCCC
Messenger RNA from Aspergillus fijiensis CBS 313.89, 581 nucleotides. RefSeq lists its product as uncharacterized. The record is from RefSeq and is a predicted model, not a curated record. Bases 143 to 487 code for a protein of 114 amino acids. The transcript has a single exon. Lineage: Eukaryota; Fungi; Ascomycota; Eurotiomycetes; Eurotiales; Aspergillaceae.